UGGAGCACAGAAGUGAAUGGGUUCCACAGGCUCCAGUGGACGGUGUGAGAACUGAGCUGGUGGGUGGUAGCAGAACAUAAGGGAAUAAAGUGAUCCUUCAGCACUUCACACUGUGCUAUCUGCCUUCACCAUUUGUGUGUUUUCUGAGUCAGCAUUAGCUUGGUUUUCCAGAAAGUUAUCCACAAAGCACAGCCUGGGCGGGCGUCACUCAUUUCCCCAGUGACCUUGACAAGUCAGGAGUUUGAAAGCAGGGAAAUCCGGAUGUCUCAAUUAUGAAGUGGAACAGUGACAGCCCCAACAUAUUUCUAGAAGUUUCCACCGAGACUGCUCACCGCCUGCCUCUGUUACAACAGUGACCAUCUGAGGUGCUUCUCGGGCCCUAAAGGAGUAAGCACAAUGGCUAAGGGCUUCAGCUGGAUGUUGCUUCUUGCUUCCAUCUGGACCAUGAGGCUCCUGGUCCAAGGCACUCUGCGCAAAGAAGAUCUAUCCAUCUCAACGCCAUGCAGGAUUAUGGGGGUUACGCUUGUGACAACCAAAAAUGCACGCCAGCAGCUGAAUCUCACAGAAGCCAAGGAGGCCUGUAGGCUGUUAGGACUGACUCUGACUAGCAGCAAGCAGAUUGAAGCUGCAUUGAAGUCUGGUUUUGAGACCUGCAGCUAUGGAUGGGUUGAUGACGGAGUCUGGGUCAUUCCUCGGAUUUUUGCAAACCCCAGAUGUGGGAAGAAUGGGGUGGGUGUCCUGGUUUGGAAAAAUCCACCCAACAAGAAGUCCAGUGCCUACUGUUAUAACUCGUCUGAUACUUGGGUUAACUCAUGUGUUCCAGAAAUGAUCACCACCACAGAUUCCAUACUCAGUACUCAGACUUCAUCAUAUGCAACAGAAAUGACUGUCAGUGAAAGUAUAUAUUCAUCGUCCUCGUCUGAUGUACCUGAUUCUACUAUACCUACUUCUAAACCCACUCCUGUUCUGACUUCCACAUCUACUCCACGGAAAAGAAAAUUAAUUUGUAGAACAGAAUUUUUUACAGAAACUAGUAUGUUAUCUAUAGAAACUCAAUCAGUUAUUGAAAAUCAAGUAGCAUUCAAAAAUGAAGCUGCUGGGUUUGGAGGGCUCCCCACAGCUCUGCUGGUGCUGGCGCUCCUCUUCUUCGCCCUUGCGGCUGGGCUCGCAGUCUGUUACGUCAAAAGGUAUGUGAAGGCCUUCCCUUUUACAAACAAGGAUCAGCAGAAGGAGAUGAUUGAAACCAAACUAGUGAAGGAGGAAAAACUCAGUGAUAGCAACCCUAGUGAGGAAUCAAAAAAAAUUGACAAAAAGCCAGAAGAACCCAAGAGUCCACCAAAAACUACAGUUCGAUGCCUGGAAGCUGAAGUCUAGGUAAGAAAGAAGUGAGAGGCACAUGUGAAGCUGAUUUCUCUCCUGAUGCACAUGCUGGCCCCAGGGGGGACUAAAAGGACUAAAGAACAGCAACAAAGAAAGUCCUGCCUUGACUCCUAGCUCUGGAGUCAGCUUAGUGAUGCCUUUGUACUGUGGAAUUCACCCAAGAGAAUUAAUCCCCUUCUUACUGCAUCCAUUCUGGAUCCUGUCCUCACCCACUAAAACUCCCUAUAGCCUUUCUAGCCUAGCAGUGUUCUGAUGAUGUCCCAGUGAGGGAGAAAGGAGUUUUGCAAAGCUCAAGAACCUGAAACAACUAACCAGAACACACCUGUAAAAAGGUGAUUGGCUAACUGAGGAAAGGUUCACUUGAGAUCCGAGACGUCACCAGAAACAAGACUUUCUCCUUUGACUCCAUAGUCCAGGCCCUUCAGCUCUGAUAGGAAAACAAGUCACCUGGCAUAUCUUUUUAAGUCAUGCAGGAGCAAAGAAAAG
Messenger RNA from Erinaceus europaeus (western European hedgehog), 1866 nucleotides. RefSeq names its product lymphatic vessel endothelial hyaluronan receptor 1 (gene LYVE1). NCBI's taxonomy places the organism in Eukaryota, Metazoa, Chordata, Mammalia, Eulipotyphla, Erinaceidae. Bases 397 to 1374 code for a protein of 325 amino acids. The transcript is spliced from 6 exons. Gene Ontology annotation, biological process: cell adhesion. The record is from RefSeq and is a predicted model, not a curated record. Gene Ontology annotation, cellular component: plasma membrane. Gene Ontology annotation, molecular function: hyaluronic acid binding; transmembrane signaling receptor activity.